Molecule: messenger RNA, 966 nt
Organism: Galleria mellonella (greater wax moth)
Lineage: Eukaryota; Metazoa; Arthropoda; Insecta; Lepidoptera; Pyralidae
Gene: CAPA
Product: CAPA peptides-like
Exons: 5
Coding region: 30-476 (148 amino acids)
Source: RefSeq, a predicted model, not a curated record
GUGCAACAGGUGACGAGAGCAAAGGUACCAUGCAGUCCUCCGUAAGAUUGGUCGCCGCAUUAGUACUACUCACAUCUGCACUAGCGAGCGCUUACCACAACAGCGCGAAGUUGCGCCGUGAUGGAGUGCUCAACUUAUAUCCAUUCCCACGAGUGGGGAGAGCGAAUAGACAUACUUGGCAGGUUCCACACAACGAAAUGUAUUUAGAUUACGAGCCAAUAGAGAAACGACAGUUGUACGCGUUCCCGCGAGUCGGUCGCAGUGAUUUGUCACUGCUGCGGGAGCCGGUCGCGGAACCCCUGCACGUCCGCCGUUCAGACACCAACGGCAUGUGGUUCGGACCUCGAGUGGGAAGAUCCUUCAAAAGUGAAGAUGAUGAUAUCACGUUCCAAAAUGAAAGCAGCGACCGCAGUGAGCCUGAACUAAUGGAACCAGUGCACGAGGAAAGAGAAAAAAGGCACACCAAACAAAACUGAAUCACUUACUGCACAUAACGCAGCUGCAAUUCCAAAUACCUUGAGCCUUUACUGUAUUAUUUAUAAUAAGUAGUAAACACACCUGGAAUCUGGUACUUGCGAAAUACUAGUCAUAAAGUUACACCUAUCCUACCCAUCGCUAUCUUAUUUAUUUUGACAACUGUCAACUAUUCUAUUUACAAAACUUGUUAAAUUGUAAAUGGUAUUAUAUUGAUAAUACGUUAUAAAUGUAUUGCGUGUAAUAAAUUAUUAUAAAUAUUAUAAUAUUUGUUAUUAAUAAAAAUAAAAAUAUUAUUUAUUGUUAUCAUAAAUUGCCAGAGUUAUUUCCAAAGGCUGGAUGGAUUUCUAAGCGUUUUUCUAAUUGUAUUUAUGACUCUCUAAUCCAUGAAAUGAUUCUGGCAAAAUAUUGUACUCUAAUAUAAAUAAAUGACAGAUAGUUGUUUAUAAGUCGUGAAGUUAUUGAAAUAAAACGAUGAGUCAGUCAUGGGUC